AUGACCUCCUUGACACUUAUUGGUGUUACCCACACACUCACUUCCAUUGUGUAUUAUGCAAACCUCUAUUUUUGCGUUAGAGAUCUUUACAGUUCGGGGUCGUAUGUUACCCCUUUUCUACUAUGCACCGUACUUGCACAAGCUGCUCGGUAUUCUACACGCCGAGACGCCACAGAAGUUGGGCAAACCUUUGCCACUCGAGCUUUACAGCUGCUGCCCAGUGAUAUCGACAAGGGCAGCUCCAUUCCUACUAUACAAGGUCUACUUAUACUAUCAGCACGAGAGUGCGCUUGCGGGCGCGUGUCCCAAGGCUGGUUGUAUUCUGGAACAGCCUUCAGAAUGAUGCGCGACCUUGGGAUAGAUGUUUCGCCCAAGAAGCUCGGACACUUGGCGAAGCAAUUCACUGACGAGGAGCUCGCUGUGCGUAAACAAGUCUUCUGGAGCUGCUAUACGUGGGAUAAGACUAUGGUGUAUGUCUGGGCCGAGCACCGGCCGUACACUAUUCUGUAG
Molecule: messenger RNA, 510 nt
Organism: Daldinia childiae
Lineage: Eukaryota; Fungi; Ascomycota; Sordariomycetes; Xylariales; Hypoxylaceae
Exons: 2
Coding region: 1-510 (169 amino acids)
Biological process (GO): DNA-templated transcription
Molecular function (GO): DNA binding; zinc ion binding
Source: RefSeq, a predicted model, not a curated record